Messenger RNA from Nerophis lumbriciformis (worm pipefish), 2427 nucleotides. The record is from RefSeq and is a predicted model, not a curated record. NCBI's taxonomy places the organism in Eukaryota, Metazoa, Chordata, Actinopteri, Syngnathiformes, Syngnathidae.
AUGGAUCCUCGAGCUCGUUUGCUGCUGCUCCUUCUCUACGGCUUUGUCCUUUGCACCGGGGCCACCAUUGCAGAGCUCAGCUAUUCUAUUCCGGAGGAGAUGAGACCCGGAUCCAUUGUUGGGAAUAUCGCCAAGGACCUCGCAAUUGAAGGACGGUCCUUGAUCUCUCGUAAGGCCCGCAUUGAUACUGUUAAUGAGGAUGUGCGUUACUGCGACAUUGACAUCAAAACGGGGAAUUUUAUGAUCCGGGAGAGGAUUGACAGAGAGGAGCUGUGUGGAGAGACUGUGACAUGUGCACUUAAAUACGAAUUGGUUUUAGAAAGCCCGCUGGAGCUGCAUCGCAUUACGGUUCUUGUCCAGGAUGUAAAUGACAAUUCACCUGUCUUUCCAAAGGAUCAUAUAAAGCUGGAAAUACGUGAAUCAGCCGACAAAGGAACUCGAUAUCGCAUUAAUGAAGCAGAUGACGCAGACAUUGGUCAAAAUGCUGUUAAACAAUAUUUCUUACAAAACAAUCCUCAUUUUGUUUUAUCCGUUCGAGAAAACUCGGAUGGAUCAAAGAGUCUUGAAUUGGUGUUAGAUAAAGAGCUUGAUCGUGAAACAGAAAAUGAUUUAAGUGUGGUUCUCACUGCCAGUGAUGGUGGCACUCCACAAAGAUCCGGAACGGUCCUCGUGCACGUCACAGUGCUGGAUGCAAAUGAUAACGCUCCAGUGUUUGGUCACGAAAUUUACAAGGCUAGUCUUCCUGAAAACUCAGCACUUGGAACUGUUGUUAUUAGAGUGAGUGCAAUAGAUGCAGACGAUGGCAUUAAUGGUGAAGUUACAUAUGAUUUUAGUCGUAUUGCAGAAAAAGCUAAAAAAGUGUUCUCAAUUGAUAAUAAAACCGGCGAGAUUGUAGUAAUAGGGUCACUUGAUUUUGAAAGUAAUUUCAAAUAUGAAAUGCGGGUAGAUGCUAAAGAUGGUUAUGGGCUUUCAUCACAUUGUAAAGUAGUGAUCGACAUUUCUGAUGUAAAUGACAACUCGCCUGUAAUUAAUAUUAAGUCACUGUCUAAUGCAGUCGCAGAGAAUGUGCCACCAGGUACUGAGGUAGGCAUCAUUAACGUGCAGGAUCGAGACUCUGAACAAAAUGGACAAAUUCAUUGCUCCAUUCAACAAAAAGUCCCCUUUAAGUUAGUUCCUUCUAUUCCAAACUAUUAUUCUCUAACGACUACUGGAAAACUGGAUCGUGAACUUGUGUCUGAUUACAACAUUACAAUCAGCGCCACUGAUGAGGGCUCUCCUCCUCUGUCCUCCUCUAAAACCGUUCACUUGUCCAUAGCAGACAUAAACGACAACCCACCUGUGUUUGAGGAAAAGUCCUACAGUGCAUAUGUGACUGAAAACAACAAGGCUGGCUUAACUUUAUGUUCUGUUAGUGCCCGAGACCCGGACUGGCGACAGAAUGGUAGUGUAAUUUAUUCUCUAUUAGCCACUGAAGUAAAUGGUUCCCCAGUGUCCUCCUUUGUGUCUAUUAACGGAGACACAGGAAUAAUCCAUGCCGUCAGGUCGUUUGAUUACGAAAACAUGAGGAGCUUCAAAGUCCACGUUAUAGCCAGGGACAAUGGUUCUCCUCCAUUGAGCAGCAACAUUAGCGUCAGUGUGUUUGUCUCAGAUGUAAACGACAACUCUCCCCAGAUACUGUACCCCGCCCCGGAGGGCAACUCCUUCAUGACUGAGCUGGUCCCCAAAGCUGCACAUGGAGGCUCUGUGGUAUCCAAAGUGAUAGCGGUGGAUGCCGACUCCGGACAGAACGCCUGGCUUUCUUAUCAUAUAGUAAAGUCCACAGAUCAAGGACUUUUCACCAUUGGUCUCCACAGCGGAGAAAUCCAGACCCAGCGGGACAUUUUGGAAUCUGACAGCAUGAAACAGAACCUGAUUGUGGCAGUCACAGAUAACGGGCAGCCCCCUCGCUCUGCCACCUGCUCCAUGUAUUUGAUCCUUUCCGAUAACUUGGCUGAGAUGCCAGAACUAAAAGAUAUUUCUUAUGAGCAGAAGAAUUCCAAACUGACAUCUUAUCUGAUUAUCGCUCUAGUGUCUGUGUCCACCUUCUUUCUGACAUUCAUCAUCAUCGUCCUGGGUGUGAGGUUUUGUCGUAGGAGAAAGCCCAGACUGUUGUUUGAUGGAGCAGUUGCCAUCCCCAGUACAUAUCUCCCUCCUAAUUACUCAGACGUUGAAGGCACGGGAACUUUACGCAGCACCUAUAACUAUGAUGCCUACUUGACAACUGGUUCCAGAACAAGUGAUUUUAAGUUUGUAUCCUCUUACAAUGAAAACACACUUCCUGCGGAGCAGACCCUGAGGAACAGUCAGAGUGACUUCAUUGAUGAGUUUCAGGAUUCUUUCGACCCAUUGGAGGUAGGCAGUUUUCUUCAUGUUAAAGCCUCUUAUUGA